Molecule: messenger RNA, 6193 nt
Organism: Astyanax mexicanus (Mexican tetra)
Lineage: Eukaryota; Metazoa; Chordata; Actinopteri; Characiformes; Acestrorhamphidae
Gene: znf438
Product: zinc finger protein 438
Exons: 6
Coding region: 541-2844 (767 amino acids)
Cellular component (GO): nucleus
Source: RefSeq, a predicted model, not a curated record
CUCUUCUACAUAAUCUGUUACUUAACCAAAUAUUAACUUAUAAUAACUUAUUCUAAAACAUUUUAAGCUUUCAAAUGAUCGUUUUAUGUGGGUACGAAGUGUCUUUUUGUAAUAAGAAAUGAUCUGUGGAGUUUGUUCACCGGUCUCGGAGUGGUUGGGCUCCCCCGCAGUGUGCGAGUAAAGGUCCGGCUCAAAAUGGCUGUAGAGAAACAGUUAUGAAGAUCUGUCGCUGUUGAUGAAAAAUGGCCAUGUCGUGGGUUUCAAACUUAGGAGGAGAGCCCUGAGGGAGGCGGAGGACAUGCACGGGAAGGCAGGAAAGGGUUACUUUCCAUGUUUCCUGUCCAAUUCCCACAGCUUCAGCUCCUUUCGGAUCGCUUUCUUCAUACUAAACAUUCCCAGGCUCCCAUAACCUCCUGGCUUCCUCGCACUGGCCAAGAGCGGUCCCAGGUGUGUUGCUUCGUGGGAAGACGUGCUUGAAGACCCGUGGUUUCCUGUGUGAAAUGCUCUGGCGAUGUUUUAGCCUCAGAGACAACGGCAGCCAUGAAAACCCAGGAGCAGCGGUCCAGUCCCUUGAAAUCUCACGUACAAAGUGAUCCCCGUCUCAUGGCACAGAUGAAGCCCCUUCAUUUUCGCAGCAUUGCACCUAAAGCCCCAAUGGUGGCUUCAACUUCUACAGUGCUGUCCCACCAACCACCCCCUGCCCUUCCAGAACCAUCCACAGCUGUGAGCCCCAAGUCCAUCAUUGUACCUGCACAGAAAUAUGCCCUCAUGCAAGUGGCAGGACAAGGAGGUUCUUUCUCACUGGUGGCUGUACCUCAGACACCACAACCUCCUCCUCCACAACCGCCACCACCUCAACAGCAGCAAAUCCAGAAGAACCUAAAGCUACCUAUUCCUAGAUACCAGCCAAUUCGAUGCAAGAGAACCCUGGAAAAAGCCAGUGGAACAGCUCAGACUACAUGCUCAUCUGCGGUGAAAGUAAAAUCUGAGAGUCCAGAACAGUCAUCUGAACUGAUCUUGAGGACAGACUCUGUCUGUCAGACUAAAGUUUUGUUACCAGAGAGUGCUGUCCUGUAUCCAGGGUCACAGACACAGAAACCUAUUAAACCUAUCGAAAGACGAGUGGAUUCUCUCAGCAACCUCAGCUAUCCCACUAUAGCCACCACAGCUACAAUCGUUGCUCCUGUGGCUAACAACUCGCCCAUCAAAGCCCAGGUAGAACGUGCAGUCUCUGCACCAAGUGCUAUUACUGUCCUCUCCCCCACUAUCUUCAGUAAACCAGUGCAGAUUAUUCGCUCUCCCCCCAAGGGUAAGCUCCCAAUCCUGCCCUAUGCCAAGGUGAAGAACUCUCUUUUGCCAUCUACUGGUCUUGUCAGUGCCCAGCCCCCAGGGAAGAGUGCGUCAAUUCAGGCCAAAAACCUGAUCCUAAAAAGCCCGCUGGACAUCAAAGCCAAGACCGUAGACUCUAGCAGCAAGAGCAGUCGCCUCAGCCAAGAUUCAGAUGCCACCCAGUGCAAGAAACCACCUGACAAGAAGCGAGGAAGAAAGCGGAAAACCAUGGAGGAUGUUCUAGCCUUCGAGGCGAGAAAGAAGAGAUCGCUGACGUUCUUCCGUGGGAGAGUACCAGAUAAACCACCACCUGGAACUCUGGCUUUUUCCUCUCAGAACAAGGUUGUGGACAUUUCAAAGAAGUACCGCACCAUUCGUCCAAAGCCUGUUUUAGUGAUGGAAACAACUGUCCCUCAACUUGUACCUCUUCCCUCUAUGCCAGCCUCUGAGAACGUUGACCAGGAGGUCGUCAUGAGGCAGCAGAUCCCAGGAAAACCUAUAAGUAUUACUCGGCCAAGCUUAGUGACCGUACAACCCCCUGGCCAGCAGCCUGUGGCUGAAGCCACAAGUGGCAGCAAGUCCACAAGCAACCAUCCACGCGCACUCCACCGAUGUCCUACCUGUAGUAGGUGUUUCCAGUUUAAGCAUCAUCUGCAAAGUCAUUUGAACAGCCACAAUAACCUGAGACCGUAUGGUUGCCCAGUGUGCAGGAAGGCCUAUGCUCAUUCGGGAAGCUUGAGUACACAUAUGAAGCUGCACCAUGCAGAAGGAAGGCCAAGGAAGAGCCUUCGCUGUGAAUUCUGCGAGAAAGCUUUUGGCUAUGUUGGCGUGUAUUUCAGCCACCUCAGAGAGGUGCACAGGGUUAUACUCACCGUGGAGCCAUCCAUCAGCCAGCACGAGGAGAAUACUCCAAUAGAAGGGUGUACAGACACUGAGGAGCAGACGUCAGAGCAGCACGUGGACCCGGUGGAACUGCAGAUCAAAUGUGGCCGCUGCCAGGCCAUCACACCCACCUUCGCUGACAUGAAGCUGCAUUUGCUUUAUGUCCACGGAGAGGAAGUGCAGGUUCGUCUGAAGGAGGGGGCCGUGCACGGAGGCCGCGAGGCCGAGGACGAGCUGGUCAAGCACGCGGCCCACUACUGGAGGCAGCUGAACGAGCGGCGUAACCUGGUGCGCUGUGGGAACUGUGACGAGGAGUUCUUCUCCUUCUCCAAACUCAAACGCCACCUGAACUCCCACCACCAGGGGGGGACAGAGAGUCCAAAGGAGGAGCAGGAACAGGAGCAGGAACAGGACCAAGGUAAAGAGCACACUUCUGGGGGAACAGCUAGGGGUGUUACCCUCAGAGCAGGUGCGCAGUUUAAUUGCAUCCUGUGCAGUGAGGUUUUGGACAGGAAGCAGGACGUUCUGGAGCACUGGCAGGAACGUCACAACUGUGAAAACCCUGCCGUGCUGUGGGAAGUACUGGAAUCGAGGGGAUGUGGCCCUUUUUUGCAACCUAAAGUAGCAUCGUAAGAAAGGUAUUUCAGCAAGUUCUCCAUUAAUGUUAAUGAUAAACGGCAGCACAGGAAAAUAAAAAAACAAAACAAAAUCAUCAGUGGAGCUUUUUUAUUAUUAUUUCUUUUGUAUCAUUUUCUUGCUUUUUGCGCUGUGUUUUGAUAUUGACUUUUUUGUAUUUAAUUUAUAAGGUUUCCUUUUUGAUUUAUCCAUUUUUUUAAAGUCAUGUUGAUUUUGUUUCUUUAUACAGGACAGAACAUUAGAGUCUUAGAGAAUAAGAUUCUGAAACAGUAUAUUAGGAUUGCAACUGUGUUAAGCCUUUACAUUGUACCACUAAGGCUGUGUUCACAUUACAAGCCUGAUUUUUUUUUUUUCAAUUCAGAUUUUUUUUGUCUCUCUCUAUCGGCUGUCUAUUUACAGGGGUUGGGCAAUGAAACUGAAACACCUGUCAUUUUAGUGUGGGAAGUUUCAUGGCUAAAUUGGACCAGCCUGGUGGCCAGCAUAUCACCUAAAAGAAUGAACCACAUCCAACAGGAUUAACUGUGGAUGCAAGAAGAAGCUGUCUGAAAGGGAUGUUUGGGUGCUAACCUGGAUUGUAUCAAAAAAACAUAAAACCACAGCUGCCCAAAUCACGGCAGAAUUCAAUGUGCACCUCAACUCUCCUGUUUACACCAGAACUGUCUGUUGCGACAAUAAAUUAUUGUGGUCUAAAACCAGGUGUUUCAGUUUCAUUGUCCAGCCACUGUAUCUAUUUGGACUGUUCACAUUCGUAGAAUCAUAUGUAAGUUUCUGCCUGUAAUGUGGAUAAAUCUGUCCAUUUGCCAGAUUUAUUGCUGAAUUAUUACUCCCUGCCAGAAUCUGAUUCCUCGUAAAUGAUUUUUUUGUAAUUUAAAACUUAUUUAUUGUUUAUUUAUAAACUUAUACCACUAGAUUUUGGCAUGUAAUCUGUUGUGCCCAUGCAUUGUGAUGGAUUCUUUCAGGAAGUCAAAAUUUUGCAUACGCAGCAUCAGUAAUGCAUGCUUACAAGCGAAAACACAUACAAAAUCUAACCUGAUCUGAUUGUUCACAUUCAUGUUUUUGCCGUGUCCAUGAAUUGAAUGCGUUGAAUCUGAUUUAAGACCACAUAUGAAAGUAAAUCAAAUCAUUAGAUAUGAUCUUUUUAAUUCUGUGUCUAAACAGAUCAGGCAUUAAGACAAAAAACUGUAUUUGAGUCACUUAAGCUUGGUAAUGUGAACACAGCCUAAAUGAAUUAUUCAACAAAAAGUGCUAACGUUAAAAACUGGUGCGUCAUACUAACUUACUGUCGAAUUUUACUGUUAAAUUUAGGACUAGGAUUAAGAAAAAUCUAUAGUAACCUUACUCAAUUUAGUUGAACAGUGAUGAUUGUAAUAUGGUGCUAAUAUAAAACUUCAUUCAAAGCCUCUAUAUCCCUCGUCCCAAAACCGGACUUGGUCUGUGGACUUUUCAGAGAUGUUACUGUAAGAGAUAUUCUAAAACUAAUAUAGAUACAUAUAUAUCUGUUCUAAAGAAACACAUGCGUGUGUGUGUGUAUGAGCAAAAGUGUGUUCUAGGUGUUCAUUGCUGUGUUUUGGCUUUUGAAAGACGUUUUUCACAGUGAAAUGUGUAAAUUUAUUUAAAUAGUCUCGUGAAAAAUAUAAAUAACAGGGUAACUGAAUGUACCUGGAAUGUUUUAUAGUCCUACCGAACAUUAUAUAUAUAAAUAAAUAUAUAAAAUAGAUUAUAGAUUAUAUUUCUCUGGCUACAUAUAUGGACAUAGAUAUAUUCUAUAGAAUCUAUAUCUUUGCAAAGAAUACAUGCCAUAAAAAAACCCAUCUGUUAUAUUUUAAAUUUUAUUUCUUUCUUCAAGAGAAAAUCAUUUUAAAGAUGUAAAAAAUCAAAUGUAAUUUUGAUUUUAAAUCAGCUUAUCUUCAGGUCUUGGUAUGUACAUUAAUACCGUAUUGCUUUUUGUCAAUUUUUGGACCCAGAUCCAGUUUGAUCCCUCUAAUUCAAACACUUGUCAAUGGGGAAGCUUUAUUAUAUAUUUUACAAUGUCAAGUUUGGGAUUAUUAUAUAUUAUAUAUUCAGAAAAUGGUAAUCAAGGUUAUAAAGGCAAGAAAGGUCUUUUACCAGCAUCUAUGUUCCUGCGCGCAUGAAAAAUACAAGGAAACAUCUCCAAGUUAUUGGUAAAUAUUAGUUAUUUAGGCUAACACAUACAUAACAUGUAUAAGCAUUGAAUAUUGUGUUCAAAAAGUGUUUAUGGCACAAAAGGUCGAUAAAACGAUAAAAGAUUAAAUAUUUGACCAAAUUAGACCAGAUUAGAUUUGACCUUUUAUAUAUAUUAUAUAUAAAUAUAUUAGAUAUUGAUAUUAGAUAUGAAACAUCCUUCCAAGAAUUGGCCUAAUUCCAAGCUUUUUUAUGUCAGUUUUAUAUGGUUUAUUUUAUUUUAUGCACAAUUUUCAAUUGGAGAUAGGAGAUGCAUUCAACAUUCAUGUCUACAAUCACAUGUAUUGUUUGUGAAAUAAUAAAAAUAUUAUUAUUAUUAUUAUUAAUAAUAAUAAUAAUAAUAAUAAUAAUAAUAAUAACUCACAGUACUUUCAUUUUUCUGUUUUGUUCACCACUGUUUUUGUUUUAUACAUAGCUAUUAAAUCUAAACUUUAGAUUACAGGUGUCAAAAUCUGUUAUAGAAAGGCUAAAUGGUGUGUUUAUAUCUGCCAUAUAUAUCAUUACUUGUGAAAGGUCCAUUGUAGCUGUGUCAAAAGUUAAACACAUUUCUUGUUAAUUAUAAGGGAUGUAAUAUCAUCUAAUCAUAAAUCUGCUCACAAAUACUUGCAUAUAAACUGAUAAACACCUUUUAUGCACACAGUUCAAUGCUUGCACAUGUUAAAGUUUCUGAGAGGUAACUUUUUAAAAAGGUUCAUUUUUUUGUAUCUGACAAUCUAAAAUUUUAGAUUUAGAGAAAUGUUUGAGUUAAAUGUUUAAGAUGCUCUUUUGUUGACCUGUACCUGUGGUGGAUUCCCUGCAAAGCUGACCUGCAAUCUUUUUUUUUUUUUUUUCUUUGCUUAAACUGAACAAGUUGUCAAUUAUUGCCAUGUAUUGACCAGUUCUGAAAAUGUAUUUUAACAGAAUUGUGAGAAUGUACACAAAACCUUGUCUAAAAUCGACAACAAUAUGUUUUUUACAACAGAUGAUAAUUUACAUGGUACUGAAGAUCAUGUCCUCUUGUUCACUGUGAUGAUUAUUACAUAAGCUUGUUGUAUGUGGCCUAACUCAGUACUGAUGAAGCUCUGCUCUCGUCUUAAACUAGUGAAGAGAAUCCUGUAUAACUGAUCGGUGCCUAAAUAAAAUAAAAAAAAAACAAUGAGUAAAA